UUGCUUCUGUCUUUGAUAGACUCUUUGCUGCCAAGUGCAGCGGCUGCAUGGAGAAGAUCGCCCCCACGGAGUUUGUGAUGCGGGCCCUGGAGUGCGUCUACCACCUAGGCUGCUUCUGUUGCUGUGUCUGCGAGCGACAACUGCGGAAAGGGGACGAGUUUGUGCUGAAGGAAGGGCAGUUGCUCUGCAAGAGCGACUACGAGAAGGAAAAGGAUUUGCUCAGCUCCGUCAGUCCCGACGACUCCGACUCAGUGAAAAGUGAUGACGAAGAUGGAGAUGUCAAACCAACCAAAGGCCAAACAAACCCAGGGAAGGGCGGUGAUGAUGGGAAGGAUCCAAGGAGGCCCAAGCGGCCACGGACGAUACUCACUACGCAGCAAAGGAGAGCUUUCAAAGCGUCUUUUGAAGUGUCCUCCAAACCUUGUCGGAAGGUCAGAGAGACGCUAGCAGCUGAAACAGGUCUCAGUGUCCGUGUUGUCCAAGUGUGGUUUCAGAAUCAGAGAGCAAAGAUGAAGAAACUGGCCCGGCGGCAUCAGCAGCAGCAGGAACAGCAGAAUUCACAGCGGCUGGGUCAAGAAGUAAUGUCCAACCGGAUGGAAGGGAUGAUGACGUCGUACACGCCGCUCGCGCCACCGCAGCAGCAGAUUGUCGCGAUGGACCAGAGCACCUACGCCACGGACCCCUUCCAGCAAGGUCUCACCCCACCACAAAUGCCAGGUGACCACAUGAAUCCCUAUGGGAACGACUCCAUUUUCCAUGACAUCGACAGCGAUACCUCUUUAACCAGCUUGAGCGAUUGUUUCCUGGCCUCCUCGGAAGUAAACUCCAUGCAGGCCAGGGUAGGCAACCCUAUUGACAGGCUGUACUCUAUGCAGAGUUCGUACUUUGCUUCAUGAAACCCAAGGGAAGCAAACGGAAGCAAGCAAAACACAACAAGAGACCCCCAUUCCCCAAAAAAACAAAACACUGAUUGUCACGAGAAACUUUCCCCGCAACCUCGUUCCUCAACCGAGACUCUUACAGCCAUAUUUUCUUCUGCUCUUCCUUCGCACUGACUUUGGGCACUGUGUUGACAGGAGCAUCAAAUUGAGGGAGACUCUAGUAAAGGCGACGCAAACGCACAUGCAUCCCGUCGGAAGGUACAGAACUGGCACUCCGAAACGAUACCGCCGCAUUCGGGUCAAGGAGCGAUACCGAGAUCGAAAGAAGCACCCAACUCAACCUCUCCAAGAAGUCCUCUAUUUGAUGUCUUCUUGCAAAAGAAGUGGGAAUUUUCGGAGAUAAAAUGCCUUGGGGAUCGUUUUCCAAUCUGUGGACAUUCAAUGACCGCCAUUUUGUUUUUAGCUAAUGUUAGGAAAGGACUUGGAGAAACUAGAGAAUGCCCUCCUUGCUCUUUCUCACCUUCCGUUGUGAACCAAUGGGACCUCGGAACUGCGAAAUAUCGAAACGUAGCUGCGACUUCCAAGCGAGCGUCCCCAUUUUUGGUAUUAUUUGCCCCCCAUAAUUGACCCUCUCCAACAAAUAGUUGAACCCCCUUGUACUGUAUGGCGAGGGAGAGGGGUGGGGAGACAGCUUGAAGACUUUUGGGAGGAUAGAGAGAGAGAAAACAGUCAUGUUAUAAUAAUUAUUAUCGUAUUUAAUUAAAGAAAGAACUAGAAAGAUGCAUGAGAAGGGAGUAUGGCACAACAAUGAUUCCGAGAUACACAACUUUUCCUUCGUGUGAACAUAAAAUUGUAACUUUCCCCAAAAACUCACUGAUCCGUUGCCAAGUUUCAUAUCUCCCCCUCUCCUCCCCCUUUGAUUGGCAGUCAUCUGUUGGCCAUUCCCUUCUGUUUAUACCCAUCGGUGAGAACUACACUACACACGGUUGUCCUGGUAUGAAUGCAUCAGGAAAGUCUUUCAUUCCUAUUUCUUUCCCUCACUUGGAAAAAAAUUCCUUGUGCCCCUUGAGGGUCUUCUGAAAUGUCAAUCAAGUAGCUACGAAUAAAACAAGAUCUUAUGGGA
Messenger RNA from Anolis sagrei ordinatus, 2004 nucleotides. NCBI's taxonomy places the organism in Eukaryota, Metazoa, Chordata, Lepidosauria, Squamata, Anolidae. The record is from RefSeq and is a predicted model, not a curated record.